Messenger RNA from Nicotiana attenuata, 1107 nucleotides. RefSeq names its product vacuolar protein sorting-associated protein 22 homolog 1. Gene Ontology annotation, cellular component: ESCRT II complex. The record is from RefSeq and is a predicted model, not a curated record. The transcript is spliced from 7 exons. NCBI's taxonomy places the organism in Eukaryota, Viridiplantae, Streptophyta, Magnoliopsida, Solanales, Solanaceae. Bases 91 to 846 code for a protein of 251 amino acids. Gene Ontology annotation, biological process: protein transport to vacuole involved in ubiquitin-dependent protein catabolic process via the multivesicular body sorting pathway.
UUCUUUCUUUUUUUUUGACAAAAGAAGGAAAAACAGCUACGGGAAGACGAGCGACGAAUACUUCACAGAAUUUCUUUCAGCAGCUGAAGGAUGAGGCGGAGACCGGGAAUCGGAGGUUUACAGAACGCGGCGGCGGCUAGGGAUCAAUAUCGAUUACUAGGGGAAAAUGUGGCGAAAUUGAGAACUGAUCUUAUGAAAGAGCAGCUAGCUACUUUUCGCUCUCAGCUUGAAGACUUUGCUCGCAAACACAAGAAUGACAUUCGCAAGAAUCCUGCAUUCAGGGCACAGUUCCACGAGAUGUGUGCUAAAGUUGGAGUAGAUCCGCUAGCAUCAAACAAGGGUUUCUGGGCAGAACUGUUGGGGAUUGGCGACUUCUAUUAUGAACUUGGGGUACAGAUCAUUGAAGUAUGCUUGGCUACUAGACCCCACAACGGAGGUUUGAUAAGCUUGGAUGAUCUUUGUAAACUGCUUGGUCAGAGACGGAAAGCUGUUCGCGAGACAAUAUCGGAGGAUGACUGCUUGCGUGCUAUAAGCAAGCUGAAGGUAUUAGGUAGUGGUUUUGAGGUGAUUACAGUGGGAAAGAGAAAGCUUGUUAGAUCUGUCCCUACCGAACUGAAUAAGGAUCACAAUGAAAUUUUAGAGCUGGCCCAGGCUCAAGGCUUUGUGACAGUUGAUGAGGUACAAAGACGCCUAAACUGGUCUUCAGGUCGUGCAACUGAUGCGCUUGAAACACUGUUAGAGGAAGGGCUUGCCAUGAUUGAUGAUGGUCACAGAGAUGGCAGACGUCGAUACUGGUUCCCCUGUGUGUCCUCUAUCUCCUCCUAUGUAGGGGCAGACGCUCUUUAGCGUUUUCCUCAUUCAGAUCUGAGGAUCUUUCGCUUUUGAACCACUGUUCCUUUCAUAACCAGAACUUGGACAAUAGAUUGCUCGUAGAGAUGCAGUCUUUUUCCAUUUCCCUUGGUCCAACAAGCUUUUGAUAUGCAGCUUUUGCAUAUCUUAGAAUGUUGCCCUAUUUGUGUAAUCCGUACAGUGAAAUCAUAGUGUUGAAUCAUUGAUUGUUGUAUGAAGCUUGUUUCAUAUAUUUGAAACGACUUGCCUGUUCUGUGA